AUGUCCCACCGCACCGCCAUCGCCAGCUACCUCGGCGUUGGCACAGCCUUUGCUCUCUACACGCUCGACGAGGUGCUCGACCUCCGGCAGUGGCGAGUCGCGUGCCACCGAGUGAGCGCACCGAACCUGAAGUCGCCGGUGGCGCUCUCGCUCAGCGCUCGCACGCGACCGCCGCCGAUCGGCGCGAUGGAUUGGCCCGCCGGCCGUGUGCUGCUCCAGCUCGCGCUGGAGGGCGACGGCACGACAGCGCUGUCCCCUAUUCCGGCCCGAGGCGCCACCGUGCUGGAGAUCGGGUCCGGGAUCGGCACCGCGGCGAUCGGCCUCGCGCUGGCGCUGCAGGCGGAGCGCGCCGAGGAGCACGGCGCAGCGGAGGCCUCCUCCGCCUCCUCCGCGCCGACUGCGAUAGUUGCGACCGACAUCUGCUCCGACAGCCUCGCCAACCUCGCCGCCAAUGCCCUCUCCCACGGCCUCCGCGUGGCGGGCGAGGGCGAGCAGCCGCCGGACGGCUCCAUCGGCGUGGCGCGGUGGGACGCGUCCGCUGCAGACGCUGCUCGCUCGCUGCCGCUGGUCGCGCCCUCUCGCCUGACGCACGUGCUCGGCGCCGACGUCGUCUACUCAGGGGGCGCGGCGGGCGUGGGCGAGGAGUGCGGCGGCGAGUUCGUGGCGACGCUGCGAGCGCUGCUCGAGGCGCAGCCGCAGCUGCAGGCGGACGACGCCGCCUCCGCGCGCCCCUCGUUGCGGCUCCCUCGCGCGUGA
Molecule: messenger RNA, 756 nt
Organism: Emiliania huxleyi CCMP1516
Lineage: Eukaryota; Haptophyta; Isochrysidales; Noelaerhabdaceae
Exons: 1
Coding region: 1-756 (251 amino acids)
Source: RefSeq, a predicted model, not a curated record